AUGCACAUGUUCAUACAUCCGAUAAUGAUUUGUUGACUGUUGAGGGCAAUGGCGUGUAUGCCCCAAACUCAAUUCCUCGCUGCCCAUUCACCUUCAAAUUCCGGGUUCAAUUUUACAGGCGAGCUAAACAAACAUCCAUCCCAGGACCCAUUUAUUAUUAAUGUCACCCGCUGUAUGACAGCUUCCUGAUGAACAACCGGCUGCAGAGGAAAUCCUCUGUGACUCACCGUAUGUGAACCCUUUAACCCCGCCUGCCCUCAGGUCCUUGUUGCUGGAGAGGUGGUGUCGGCCUCGAUGGAGCUGAGAGACAGAGAUCAGGAGCACAGCUCGUAAACUCUCCAAAGGAAAGUGAUGUUUCACUGGUUUAUACUCACACUUAAGCUGCGCUCGAGCUCAGAGGAGUCUGUAAAUGAUUGACAGGAAUAAGGAACACUACACAUACACAAUUCUGAUGACAUACGUCAAAACACGCAAUUGUGAGAUCUUAGAAUAAUAACAGUGUUUUGGGAGAAUCAGAGUUUGUUUUAAAUCAUUAGUUGAAGAAAAUAGACAGUAAAGACUUAAUUAUUACUUAAGUAAAGUUACAUUUCCUUAGCAAAAAAUCUCUUAAUAACAGUGUCUAAGAAAAUGUUCUACACAUUUAUUUCACCAUUUUAGUUGUUUUGGGGGGCUUGGUUUAUCGUUGGUCAAACAAACAGUUUCCACCUUUCAUCUUGUUUAAAGAAAAGACUAUUAAGAGCCAAUUCAUAAUUCAUAAACUCUCCAGCAUUGUAUUCCCCAAACGCAUCGCCUGGUGAAAGCAGCGUCCUGUUUCUGAAAAAAAUGAUGAGGAAAAACUGUCUUAUGUUCUAGUCUUAUGUUCACAACAGUCUUUUCAGACUAAAUAACUUAUGGACCUAUUGUGAAAAUGGAUAAAUGAAUCUGCUGCGAGCCUGACGAGGCAGAGAAUGGAGUAUUUCUUAAGAAGGAAUAUUGUGAUUUUCAGUGUCAGCCUUCAUCUCAUUAGCAGUUCACACUGCAUGGCAAAUUAGAUUGAGCCGCCAUUACCAACCCCCACUCCCCCACACACACACACACACACCCACUCCCCCACACACACACACACACACACACACACACACACACACUCCCACACACAUGUAUUUAUACUGUAUGUAACGUUUAUAAUAUGCAAACAGGAUUGUAGGUUGAUGUUUGGAUCCUUGUUUUUGUGGAUAAAUGGUCAAAGAAACACUGACAAUAUGACACGAGAAAAAACACACUACAUUCUUCACGACUUCACCUCUAUUUUAUCUUUUCCCAUCUGUCAAAUCCUCAUCAGUUUAAUAGUCUCUUUGUGUUCACUGCCCUCAAACUGGAACCUCUCUUUUUCUCUCGGAGCAUCCCUCCCCUCUGCAGCCUCAGGCUCUGUCACUCUCCCUCACUUUCUGGUCUCUAGCGUGCCUUUGCUCUCCAUCUACCUUCCUCCCUGUUUCCUUCUUCUCCUCCCUCUCUUCCUCCUCCUCCUCCCGCUGCGCUCUCGACUCUCGCUCUCAUUCCCCCUCGCUCACACACUCGGGCAGCAUCCUCUCCAUUUCUACCUUCAUACUCACCUCCUCCCACCUCCCUCUCCGCUUUGCUCCUGUCGCCUCCUUCCCUCACCAUCACCUACUAACACCCAUCAUCUCUCGCAACCCCCCCCCGUCUCUUGUCUCCCUCCACCCUCUCCUCCAUUUCUCCCCUCUUUCUCACGCACCCAACCUUGUUGCCUCGCGCAAACUCGCGCGCACACUCAUGCUGAUUGGCACCCAAGGACGGAGCACCCUCUCCGCUGCGCCGGCGACCAGGCGGUUUCGCUCGCGGGGCCAGGCUUCUGAAAACUGAGCGCGGCUGAGGAAGAGGACGAGGAAGAGGCCAUGGAGCACAGCCACAUCUUCCCAGUUUUCUCCCCAAACGGGAGCACCUGGAGCCCGGGACAGCAUCCCACUGAGUUUGCACAGGCAUGUCCUCUCGGACCGCUGCCCGUCAUCUACUACAGUGUCCUGCUCUGCCUCGGCCUCCCGGCGCAGUGCUUGAGACAGGACAGACGUGCGCUGGCAUAACAAACAGCGCAAUGAAGGUUUCGCCUGCUUUGCCUCCUUCUUUGACGCGCAGAAGUGAGGCCUGCUCUUCGUCCGCUAACAUCCUGACUGUGGUCAUCCUGUCCCAGCUGGUGCUGCGUCGCCAGAAGUCCUCCUACAACUAUCUCCUGGCUCUCGCGGCCGCCGACAUCCUGGUGCUGCUCCUCAUCGUGUUUGUCGACUUCAUAUUGGAGGAUUUUAUUUUGGGCACGGCGCUGCCUCCGUCCCUAAACAACGCGGUGCAGGUCCUGGAGUUCUCCUCCAUCCACACCUCCAUCUGGAUCACCGUGCCUCUCACCAUUGACCGCUACAUCGCCGUGUGCCACCCGCUGCGCUACCACACCGUCUCCUUCCCGGCCCGCACGCGGAAGGUCAUAUUUGCCGUGUAUGUCGGUUGCCUGAUCUCCGCGGCUCCUUAUUACUGGUGGCCUGAGCUGUGGCACAGCUUGCCCGGGGUGGGCAGCGGAGGAGGAGGAGGAGGAGAAGAAGUAGCAGCAGGAGGAGGAGACGAGAGAAACAAGAGAACCGUGGCCCAGCACGUCCUGGUGUGGGCCCACUGCGCCACCGUCUACCUCCUCCCCUGCACCGUCUUCUUCUCCCUGAACGCCGUCAUCGUGCGCAAGCUGCGCCGGCGCCGCAACUGCUUCCGUCUGCGCGGCUACUCCACUGGCAAGACCACCGCCAUCCUCCUCGCCAUCACCUCCGUUUUUGCCGUUUUGUGGGCGCCGCGCACCCUCAUGAUCCUCUACCACUUCUACUCCCCGCCGCCGGCUUCACGGGGCGCCGGGCGACUGCUCCACGUGCUCACCGACCUGGCGAACAUGCUCGCGUUGCUCAACACCGGGGUCAACUUCUUCCUGUACUGCUUCAUCAGCAAGCGUUUCCGCGGCAUGGCGGCCAACGUCCUGCGGGCCCUGGUCAACUGCCGGAAGCAGCCGCCGCCGUUCUACGCCAGCCACAACUUUUCCAUCACAAGCAGCCCGUGGAUCUCACCGGCCAACUCCCACUGCAUUAAGAUGCUGGUGUACCAGUAUGACAAAAAUGGGAAACCCGUCUGUAUUUCCUCUUGAGUCCUCAGCCACCAGCGGCAGCGGCAGCCGGCGCCUCUCCCCCGCACCUCCUUCCCUCACCCCUCAGUUGUUGGGGCGCACAUUGUCUCCUUGGUGACCAGCUUUGCCCGCGUGGGCGCGUGAGUCUUUUGAGGCUUGAAAAUGUCAACAAGCCCGGGGAGCACACAGGGGAGCGCUUGGCUAGCUUUGAGCGCUAACAAAGUUGGUUGGCUGGCUACGUGGAAAGGCAAACAGUUUUCACAAAGCGGCGACCAGCAUCGAAAAAAGAUGUUUAUUGUUUCCCUCAUGCAAAAAAAAACCCCAAAAUGAUGCAGCUACUAAUGAGCGACCGACUCCUGACUCACGGGAUAUCACCGUCAUGUUUCAGUGACUUGAGCAACACAAAAUAGACUUUUUCGUUGACGCUCUCUGUUGCACGAUGCUGUAGACGGGAAGGAUUUGUGCGUCCUUGUCCUGUUGGGAGUCAUUUCCAGGAAAGCAAUGGUGGAUACCUCUGGUGGCCACUGAACAUCUGAGAGGCACAUCACUCAGGCAGAGGCAUCGACGGUAUCUCAAGAAAUCCGAAAACAGCGCUGUCAUUUUCCAGUUUAAUAUGCAGAAACCUUUGAAAGACAUUUCGACUUCAACAAACAGCCCUGGCUGACUUUCCUCUUGCAGUUGGGCCAAGUUCAUCCCAGCAGGCUCGUCUACAAGCCGGCACUCGCUCUGGAAGUCAAAUCAGUGAUUGUUGUAGGAUGAGUAGACUAUUCCGCUUAUUGUUGGUUCAAUAUUUAUUAUGGUAAACUUGACUGUUAGUGUUGCUUCACAAAAAUCCAAGACAAAAGUCUUGUUAAUCUAGCAAUCCCAUUUCCAAUAUUAGGUAGAGGAAGUUUCUGCUAUUAGUAGAUAGUCCUCUAUUAGCUAUUAAUGGUACUUGGUGACUACUGUUAGCCAUUAACUGAAUGAAUAUAUUGAAUGUUGCACCUCCUCAACACUUUAGCUUUCUUAGCGACAGAGAGCAAAACAGAGAGGCAGAGAGGAUUGUUUUCCCCGUCCAAGGUUUUCUGUCCAAUGAUGCAGCAGUGAAUUUGGUCUCAGGGCCGCAGUGAGACAUUUCAGAUCCGUUCAUUCUGCUGCUGGCUGAUGGAAAUGGAGUUAAAUUUUAAAACGACACACACUCACGUACAUUGACACUGCCUCGGUGCCGCCCGAGUCCUGCCCAGUAACAGACGUUGACACACACACACACACACACUGUGCAUUGGAUGUCCCCUGUAUUUCCCAUAGAGGAGCACAUUGAGAUCAAUGCACAUCCAUUCUGCGGACACCUCGCGGCAUUAGCAGUCCUCAUCUAUCCAACAAGAAUGGAGCUGCGCCAAAGGGUGUAUGUCUGCUAAUGCAUUGAGAUAUCAGGCACGUCAGGCCCCGUUUUAAUGGAUGAGUCCUUAAAUCAGAUUUGGUUAUUCUGUCAUAGCUGGUCUCAUGCCCCCACUACAAACGUCUGACACCUAGUUCAAUUUUUUUUUUGCCUUUUUCUGCAAUUCGAGCUGCCUGCAUUGCACGCAGCUGGACUUGUGAUCACAGCCUAAUCGCUACCUUCCAUUUGAUUUGGACAUAACAAUGUGGUCAUCGAAUGAACUAAAUUGCAAAAGGUGCCUUGUGAUGCACGUAUAUGUGAAACAAAAAAAUGUUCCAUGAAACAUGAACACAAAGUAAUUUGUAGCAAGAAAGUCAACCUGCAGUAAUUGUGCCGCUCUGAAAAGAACAAGCAAUGAACGUUUGAAAAAAGCACAUUAACGAUUUUGAAACUUUAUUGAACAGCUCAUAAAAUAACACUGUAAAACUGUGUUUUUGACCUUUAAAAAGUGCCGUUCUUCAUCCAUCAACCUCACCUUCAUGCUUUGAAGGAUUUUUAAAUGUUGGCAAUUUCCCCCCAUAAUGUGUCUUAGUAGGUGUCAGACCAGUGAAGUUGCCAUUUUGCCAAGUUGCCAUUUUGUAAGCAUUUAUAAUGCUUAAUUUGCACAUCUAAACAUGCAAUUUCAGAAAUCUUGUAAUAGAAAAGUAAUAGUUUGAAUCAAAGUAACUAAUUGGGAAGGUUUGGUAGAGAAGUAUUAGUGUAUGUUUACUCUAUUAACCACACUAUUUCUAUCUAUAUUCUGAAUUGUAUGGUUGUUGACAGUAUUAUUGAUUCAUUCGGUAAUAAAAAUGGAGAUAUCUAAAAUGCC
This is a messenger RNA of Gasterosteus aculeatus aculeatus (three-spined stickleback), 5373 nucleotides long. NCBI's taxonomy places the organism in Eukaryota, Metazoa, Chordata, Actinopteri, Perciformes, Gasterosteidae. The record is from RefSeq and is a predicted model, not a curated record.